CCUUCUGCUUCCUCCUGUCAGUCACGUGACGCCGUCCAGCCAAUAGGAGAGCAGCUCCUGAUGAACCACGGUGACGCCGAGUGAGUCUUUUCACCUUUGGAUGCUGAGCUCAGGUGUGUUGUGAAGGUGGCAGUUGUCAGGAGUUUAGCGCUUCGGCGAGUUGAGAUCCACCGAAGUUAGUUUCUGUGUGACAGCAGAUGUUUGACUUGAAGAAAGACUGGAGCAUCUCCUUUGCAGGAUGCGGCUUCAUGGGGAUUUAUUAUCUAGGGGCCAUCAGCUGUAUCCUGGAACGGUUCCCUCGCUUCAUAGAAGGCGCCUCUAAAAUCUAUGGAUCUUCUGCAGGUGCUCUGAUGGCUGCUAUUCUAACUCUGGGAAUCCCUUUAGACAAAUGCUGUUCUGAUUUGAUGUUCAUGGCCAAAGAGGCCAGGAAGCACAGACUGGGGCCCCUGCACCCAGCAUACAACCUGAUGCAGAUUGUACAGGACUCUCUGCUGGCAAGCCUUCCAGAGGACGCCCACGUUCGAGCCUCUGGGAGACUCUGUGUGUCCCUGACAAGAGUCCCUGAUGGGAAGAAUCUAAUUGUGUCAGAGUUCAGCAGCAGAGAUGACCUCAUCGAGGCCCUUAUAUGCAGCUGCUUCGUCCCUUUGUACUGUGGGGUUAUUCCACCCACCUACCGUGGAGUGCGCUAUGUGGAUGGUGCUGCCAGUGACAACCUGCCUCGCUGCAACGAGAAUAAUACAGUCACGUUCUCUGCGUAUGCCGGCGAGAGCGACAUCUGUCCCCGAGGCAGCAUACUGAACUUCCAUGAGGUGCGCUUCAACAAUGUCAGCAUCCAGGUGAACUCUGACAACGUGUACAGGGUGACCAGCACCUUCUUCCCACCAGCACCUGAGGCAAUGGCGGAAAUCUGCCACAGUGGCUAUAUGGAUGCUCUCCGCUUCCUGAAAGAAAACAAUCUGAUCAGCAGAGACUGUCCCCUGAGAUGUCUGGAGACACAAUCAUCCAGACCUGCUUGUUGUGAGCUGGAGAAGGAGCCAGCUGAAGCUGAAGAAUCCAAUAAGGACAAACAACAGAGCAGAGGGAAACCGCUUCAAGAAGAUCAUCGGUGGUUGGAUCCAAAGCUCAUAGAGAACCUCCCCAUUAGCAUUCAGAAGGUGUUGUGUGAGGCCUGCAGAGAGACGCAUCCUGCUGGUGGUCUGUUGUCACACAUGACUGAGUACCUGCCAAAGAAAGUGACUUCUUACUUUCAGAACCCCGGAGCUCUGCCUGUUGAGUCGGCCCGCUCUCUAGCCCAGAGACUCGUGGGCUGGAUUCCAGAUGUACCGAAGGACAUGAGUUGGUUCUAUGGCAGGGCUGGAGACGGAAACAAGGAGGCACCUAAGGACAACAUGGACCAGAGCGACAGUGAAUCACCGCUGUGCAGGUCUAGAAGUCUGCCAUUAGGUCUGAACCUGUGGAAUGAAAGUAAAGAAGACAUAAAUGCUUUCCCACUGAGUCUGGACGUCACUCCCACUUCCAACGAUACCUUUACCUGGAAGACGCGCAGCACCUCGGACCUGCCUUUGACUCCACCUCCUACACCCACCACCAACUCUAAGUUGGAUGAAGCCACCGUAACGUCACCACCAAGCGCAGGCAGAGGCUGGGCUUUGGGCAGAGCCGUUCGGUGGCUGCGAAAUAUUGCAUUUGAACCAACAUCAGAUCAAGAAACCGGAUGACUCAGUGUCCUUUCCUGAAUUUAAGUCAAUCUAUUUAAGCAAGCCUGACAAAAAUGUUUUGCAAAUUUUAUUUUAUUCACUGUGCAGGCUCAGCCUUGGUGUGUUUGGCUGUUGGUCUUGCAUUUCUUGCGCAGUCAUUUUGAAAGUGAAAAAAAUAAAUGCAUUUAUACUUAAAAGAAUGGCCAUUUUUUAAUGGUAUGUAUAUGUACUAGUGGUGGACGUGAUUAAAAAAAGUCUAAUUAAUUA
Messenger RNA from Acanthochromis polyacanthus (spiny chromis), 1964 nucleotides. RefSeq names its product patatin-like phospholipase domain-containing protein 2. Gene Ontology annotation, biological process: triglyceride catabolic process; positive regulation of triglyceride catabolic process; lipid homeostasis. Lineage: Eukaryota; Metazoa; Chordata; Actinopteri; Pomacentridae. Gene Ontology annotation, molecular function: triacylglycerol lipase activity. Bases 198 to 1718 code for a protein of 506 amino acids. Gene Ontology annotation, cellular component: lipid droplet; membrane; cytoplasm. The transcript is spliced from 9 exons. The record is from RefSeq and is a predicted model, not a curated record.